Punica granatum (pomegranate) is the source of this 3215-nucleotide messenger RNA. The record is from RefSeq and is a predicted model, not a curated record. Lineage: Eukaryota; Viridiplantae; Streptophyta; Magnoliopsida; Myrtales; Lythraceae.
AGAAAUCGAUCGAGAACGCUCUCCUCACCAAUGGCGACUGAUCCGAUCACGGACUUCUCCCGGACCAAACGCGUCGUCUUCCUCAUAGACCUCGACCCGCUCCUCCGCCUCCAGAACGCCGACCAGUACCUGACCUCCGUCGUCUCCUCCGCCAAGACAAUCCUCUCCUUUCCUCCCCUCUCCUCCUCUCUGUUUUCCUUUAAGCUCUUCUUCUCCUCUCUCUCCCCUAUCCUCUCCUCCUCAAAGCUCCCCGCUUCCUCUCUCCACCUCUCCUUCAACGAUCCCUGUACCACUCUCCUAUCCCUCUCUCAAUGCCUAAGCUCGCUCCCAGAAUUCUCUCAAAGCUCCACAACCAUUUCUUCCCCUCGGGCCUUGAACAUUGCCGCCUCCCUGCGCCAGGUUUUGCAUGACUACACCUGGGAUCCCGUCAUCGUCGAAGAUAGCCUGUUAGGUACUUCCUCUCCAUGUAAUUCUGCUAUUAGGUCUAAUUUGGUUGUUCUAUUCUCUCCAAUCGGUAGAACUAGGGAUUGGGCGUCUCAGUUGAUUGGUGUAGAGACAGAAGAUGAGAUUUUGAGCAGCGUGGACCAAUUUGGCAGUAAAUUUUGUGGGGUUUUCAAGAAUGUGAAUAGUUCAUUUGUUAGUAAGGAUAUUCAUUGCAGCUGGGUCGACGUGAAAUAUGCACCCAAGUGUGCGGAACCUGAAGGGUUGGAGCUUGUUGUGAACGGGAUUCGGAGUUUAGGGUGGGGAUUUUGCUCAACUCAAUCCAUUUUUUUCGGCCCUAUGCUUGUGCCAUUUGGAUUGAUUUAUCCAAGUAUUGGUCUGCCUUCUAAAUUUUCCGGCUUCUGUGGCGCUCAGGCCAGAGUUCGUUCUAGUCUGGGUCUUGAGAUUACAGAUGUGGAUGGAAAACCUUUAGAAUGCAAGUUAUGUGGGCUACAAUUGGUUAGCCUUAAAAAUUCAGUUACGCUUAAGAAUAAUGAUCUUUUUCUAUGCGUGGAAUCUGGGAAUUCUCAUGUCGGGCCUCAUGUAGGAAGUGGUGCAUGGUUGGAACAGUUCAUGGGAGGCACAGUGAAGGUAGAGGCAGUGGAGAAGCAUGGAAAAUUUGCAGAGAUCAAAGAAUCAUCUUCAGAAAUGAUUCUUGUUCAGGAAUGUUCUGGCAAAUCUGAGAAAGAUCAAGAGGAUGAUGGUGGUAGUGAGUUCUUUGUAGAUGGGAUGCUCCAGUUACUAGCUUCUGAAAUGGGGGAGUUUGUGAGAAAAUCACCUCCAAUUUGGCAGAUUUUCUUGGGUUUCAUGUACAAAGAAGGCUAUUGGGCUCUGGUGUCACUUACAAAACCGGAUGGGGAUAGAUGCUUUGGUGUCCUUAAGCCAUUCAGUAUAUUCUCUGCUCUCAUCUCUCUUACCAAUGAGAAGCCCAAUUUGGAUGAUAUGGUGAAGAAUAUCAGAGUAGGUAGCAGAUUGCAGUUUAUUCAGAAAGUGGGCAACCAGAUUUCUGGAUCCAAAAAUGCUGUGCUUGUUGAGAAGAAUGGAUCCACUAAUCUCAAGGUUGAGCCUUCGGCUAAUAAAAAGAACGACAGACUUGUGUCUACGAAAAGCAAAAAGAGCCAUAGAACUUUGGGCUUAUUUCAGGAUCUAACAUGGAGCGAAUUUCAAAAAGUGGAACUUGAAGGUUUAGAUGUAAGAAUAGAUGAGUUAUACUUUGCCCGGGAAAGAAGGAACUCAAAGAAAUUGAAAUUCUUGAAGUGCUGGGCGAAACAGGUUAAGAGUUAUACUUGUUCUGGGACAUCCAUAACAGAUGGGCCCAAGCCACAAACAAAAACUCCCAAAGAGAUGGGAAAUGCAGCCGGGGAGGCACAUCAAGCAAGUGAACAGCCGAUUUCUGCAUCUGAUUCUCUGACAGCAGCUUCAAGGGUCCAGGGUGAAAUUGCCAUUGAUUGCGGUGUAGAAAACCCAGAAGAUGUCCUGAGGGAUAUACCCAAUAAGAUUUGGAAAGGACUCGAGUCCAAGGAGGUGGACUUGGGGAUUCUAGCACAACGACUUGUAAACAGUUCCAUUUACUGUUUAUAUCAGAAACCAGAGAUGAGGGACACAUCAGAAGGUCAGUUUCCUUCGGUCAAUGCUGAUGACGAUUGUUUGAACAAGGUUACUUCUGAAGUAACUGGACUUUUGCUGAGGGAAGCCAAGGACUUGUCUGAGAAGAACAAAAGUAGGGAUAUCUUGAGCCCGGCAAUGGAUCAAGACACAUUGGCAUGUGUAGUCCGAGAAUACGAAUUGCAGAUAUUAUUCCGAAUGGAAAUACUGCGGUCAGAAAUUUCAGCGGCCAUCAAGGAUUCUGUCAAGCAGAAGUUUAUAAAGCAAAUCUGCUCACUCUUAGAGUACAUACAAUCUCAUCUUGAGGGAUUCUUCAGUGAUUGGAGCCUUCAUAAUUACGUGGAGAAGAUCAUAAAGAGCAGGUAUUCUGGGGACCUCGAGGAGGUAGUGCACCAAAUUUACUCGAAAAUGGAUCUGCUGUUGUUUGACCAGGAGGAUGAUGAAGUGCCUAAUUCGCUACUCAACAGCGAGGAAGAAAGUGGUCAAUCCUGGAGAGACAUAACAGAGAAAGGUAACGGUGAGGUGGGCAGAAAUGGAGGUUUGAUCUCAGCUGAAAGUGAAUCCCAGCCCCGACCCCGAAAGAGAUUCACUUGGAGGAAUGAGGAGCGUGAUGAAAGAUUGAUCAAGGCCCGGGAGAGAAGGGAAAGGGCUCGGAGAGUUGCAUCAUAUACCAGUUGGGUACCCGAUUUGCAGAGAGUUUGGGCCCCGAAGCAGCAACUGAAUGCAACAAAGGCGAAGCCAGAGCCGUCUACUAAGCAGUCCAAGAGGAUGGGUAAGGGAAGUGUGGCACGAGACAUCGUUUGUGAGACUCCAUUGACCGUGAAUAAGCGGCCCUGCCUACAAAGGAAUGAGAGCCCUGAUCAGGAUUCGGUGGUGCACCGGAGCGGACCAAUUCCUAAGGCUUUGUUUCCGGUUGAUUAGGAAAAAACAGAGGCCAUAAUCAAUCAUGGAAUUGGGCUUCGGUGUUUAACUGUUCAUACUCAAGGAGCAACUAACUGCUCUGCAGUUCGGAGGCAAAUGUAAAGCACCAGUUAAUUUUACAAUGCCAUCUUUAAUAAUUAACAAUCCAAUUUAUUUUGUAUUGGACCAUUCAAAAUAAUUUUAUAAAAAAAAGUGAUUGUACCGUAAAA